UCGUAGGAUGUAAAACAUAGGAGACUCCAGGGAACGCCCGACCCGAGGGGCAUCCAGGACAGCGGGGAUGCGCGCCCCGCAGCUCUGCUCGGCGGCGGACGGCGCAGUGCGCACGCGCACCGCCCGCCGCUCCGCGCGUCCCCCGCCGGCUUCCCCCCCGCCCGCAGCGAGCCUCUCGCGCGGAGGCCCCUCCCCCGCCCCGAGCGGCCGGCCACCCCCUCGGGAGAGGGCGGUGGGGCGCAGGGAGCGUGCGCGCGGCCCGCCCCGGGCGCGGGCGGAGGGGAGAAGGAGGGGCGCGCGCGGCGGGUAACCCGCAGAAGCCGGGAGCCGCGCAGGAGGACGGAGUGCCCGCCGCCGCGGGGCCGAGCCGGAGACGGUUUCCUUCAUUCCAAGUCGUUUUAACGUCAGUGUCAAACGUGUCUAUGCUGAGUUCUCGUCUGAAAUCUGUCAUAUUGGUUGAAUGCAGCACAAGUUACCUGUCAUCUGUUGGCGGACAGCUGGGUCGUUUCUGGUCCGGGGCAGUUAUGAACAAGGCCUUCAGAUCUGAUUUGUAUCCACUGUGAUCAGCACUCUCAAUUAGGACUUUCCAGAUCCUGACCCAGGACUGCGGAGUAACCAGAUUCCUCACAAGAAGGAGACGGUGAUUUCGGAUUCCUUUGUGGAGGAAAACCAAACCCUCUGGUCUUGCUUCCAACGAUGCAGGUGUGAUUGCUGGCAUCUUCAUGAGCUCCAGAGGUCACAGCACACUUCCACGGACUCUCAUGGCCCCUCGGAUGAUUUCUGAGGGCGAUGUAGGAGGCAUCGCUCAGAUCACCUCCUCUCUCUUCCUGGGCAGGGGCAGUGUGGCCUCCAACCGGCACCUCCUGCAGGCUCGUGGCAUCACCUGCAUCGUUAAUGCUACCAUCGAGAUCCCCAAUUUCAACUGGCCCCAGUUUGAGUAUGUUAAAGUGCCUCUGGCUGACAUGCCUCAUGCCCCCAUUGGACUGUACUUUGACACGGUGGCUGACAAGAUCCACAGCGUGAGCAGGAAGCACGGGGCCACGCUGGUGCACUGUGCCGCAGGGGUGAGCCGCUCGGCCACUCUCUGCAUCGCUUACCUGAUGAAAUGCCACAGUGUGUGCCUGCUGGAGGCCUACAACUGGGUGAAGGCCCGCAGGCCCGUCAUCAGGCCCAACGUAGGCUUCUGGAGGCAGCUGAUAGACUACGAGCGCCAGCUCUUUGGGAAGUCGACAGUUAAAAUGGUACAGACGCCGUAUGGCGUAGUUCCAGACGUUUAUGAGAAAGAGUCCCGACACCUGAUGCCUUACUGGGGGAUAUAAAGCCACCAAAGCCUGCAUCAGCAGCCCCUUGAGCAGAACCAGCAUCUGCUACACACCGUCUGCUCCCCUCUUCACCUUUCUUUUCAAAUGGUUGACUUCUGGUUCUCCCUGAAGUGUUUUUUACACUGGGUGUUCAAGUUUAUUUUAAAAGCUAGGGAGGGAGGGGAAGAACAUGAGGGGAAUGCACACAUUGCUAGUAACAUUUUUAAAACUAACAAACAUUUUGGAAUAGUGUUUAUGAAAAUCUUUAACUGGCUUUUAAUCAUUUUUAACAAUUUGAACAGUUUAAUAAACUGUUUGGUUCUGCUGUAUUCUGAAUCCCAUGCCUUUAGGCAUCAUGGCAGGUGCGGGAGGAGCUCAGUGCAAAAAUCACUUUGGGUCCUGAUUAACCCUUUAGAGACCAGCUUUGCCCAAGGCUGCCGACCAAACCAAUGCUUAGGGACUAUUGAUACCAGCUUCAGUCUACUGGAUUAGCCCUACUCUUUCCUUUCCUAUUAUUUAGUGACUCUGUAAGUUAAAAACAUAAACCUUUAUUAUCUAGUUGUUAAGUAAUUAUAAUGAAAUCUGCUGCAAACACCCUCUUGGAAUCAUUGUGCCCCAGGACUAUAUUAGCAUUAUUUUUAAUAAAUAUACCUGCAUAACG
Neomonachus schauinslandi (Hawaiian monk seal) is the source of this 1962-nucleotide messenger RNA. RefSeq names its product dual specificity phosphatase 14 (gene DUSP14). Gene Ontology annotation, cellular component: cytoplasm. The record is from RefSeq and is a predicted model, not a curated record. Lineage: Eukaryota; Metazoa; Chordata; Mammalia; Carnivora; Phocidae. The transcript is spliced from 5 exons. Gene Ontology annotation, biological process: protein dephosphorylation. Gene Ontology annotation, molecular function: MAP kinase tyrosine/serine/threonine phosphatase activity. The coding region runs from base 723 to 1319 and encodes 198 amino acids.